This is a messenger RNA of Salvelinus fontinalis (brook trout), 7695 nucleotides long. RefSeq names its product sema domain, seven thrombospondin repeats (type 1 and type 1-like), transmembrane domain (TM) and short cytoplasmic domain, (semaphorin) 5A (gene sema5a). NCBI's taxonomy places the organism in Eukaryota, Metazoa, Chordata, Actinopteri, Salmoniformes, Salmonidae. The record is from RefSeq and is a predicted model, not a curated record. Gene Ontology annotation, molecular function: chemorepellent activity; semaphorin receptor binding. Gene Ontology annotation, biological process: neural crest cell migration; axon extension; positive regulation of cell migration.
ACUUCAGUUCUUUUUUAUAUCCUGCGAACCCGAUGGCUAUCACAGCGCGCUUGCAUUGCACGCAGCAACUCACAUAACCGCGCACUCUGCACUGCUCUGUCUGAUCUCCCUUCUUGCUACAGUUUUAACGAAGUUUUAAGAGUUCGUGUCACUUGGCUUGCGUCCUUGUCUCGUGGCCGAGGCUAUUGUCUGUGAGGUGAAGCGGAGCGCGGCAGUGCAGUGCGGUGUAGUGUCCAGUUACAAAUAGUGCACUGUGCUGCUGCUGCGAGGAGGCACGGCGACACAAAUAUAUGGCUCUCGAGAGACGGCAAAGAGAGAGAGAGAGAGGGAGAGAGAGAGAGAUCUGAGAAAGCUGCACAGUAGUCAGAGACUGACCCGGAGUUACUGGAUUUUGUUUUAAAUAGGAGAACGCAAACUGGGAUUACUCCACCUUUACCGUAUUUUUUCCCCCUGAGCCACAACAACACUCACCUUCUUCAGACUGGUUGAGACUUGCAGUUGUUCUCCUGCUAGAUGAAUAGGAGUAGUUGGAGACUUCACUAGGCGUGUCUCUAAUGCGAUUAGCUCACGGCCCAACAGGAAGUAACCGACGCCCCACCUUCCCAUGGCUCCGCCCCCCGUGGGUCGCCUCUCCCUUACCCGGCAUGCGGUGCUGCUGCUGCACUGCAUGCUGGUCCUGUGGUCUGGGGGCGUGGUUGGCAGGAGAGGGCCGGUGCUGCUGCCUGAGUCGCCCUGUCACCGGGCAGAACACCCCCUCAUCUCACACACAGAUAUGGAGCCGUGGAUCCACAGGUUCCGGGCUGAGGGCACGGUGGAUUACUCCCAGCUAACCUUUGACCCCAGCCAGAACGAACUGAUAGUCGGAGCCAGAAACCACCUCUUUAGACUCAAUCUGGAGGACCUCUCAUUGAUCCAGGAGGCGGAGUGGCACUGUGAUGAGUUCACUAAAGGAGCCUGCUUCAGUCGGGGGAAGUCAGAGGAGGAGUGUCAGAAUUACAUCAGAGUGCUGCUGGUGAAUGGAGAUAGACUGUUCACCUGUGGAACCAAUGCUUUCACACCCAUCUGCACCAACCGCACUCUGACCAACCUGACAGAGAUCCAUGACCAGAUCAGUGGGAUGGCCCGUUGUCCCUACAACCCUCUCCAUAACUCCACAGCCCUGAUCACCUCCAGCGGGGAGCUCUAUGCUGCCACCGCCAUGGACUUCUCUGGCAGAGACCCAGCUAUCUACCGCAGUCUGGGGGGGCUGCCGCCUCUACGCACUGCACAGUACAACUCCAAAUGGCUCAAUGAACCUAACUUUGUCUCCUCCUAUGACAUUGGGAACUUCACCUACUUCUUCUUCCGAGAGAAUGCAGUGGAACAUGACUGCGGUCGGACCGUGUUCUCUCGCGCUGCCCGGGUCUGUAAGAACGACAUUGGGGGCCGCUUCCUAUUGGAGGACACCUGGACCACGUUCAUGAAGGCGCGGUUGAACUGCUCUCGACCAGGAGAGAUACCGUUCAACUAUAACGAACUACAGGGGACGUUCUACCUGCCAGAGCUAGAACUGCUCUAUGGGAUCUUCACUACUAAUGUGAACAGCAUAGCAGCGUCUGCGGUGUGUGCCUUCAACCUCAGUGCCAUCACCCAGGUGUUUGGAGGUCCCUUCAAGUACCAGGAGAACUCUCGCUCCGCCUGGCUACCCUACCCUAACCCUAACCCUGACUUCCAGUGUGGUACCAUAGACUACGGCUCCUACGUGAAUCUGACAGAGAGGAACCUGCAGGAUGCCCAGAAGUUCCUGCUGAUGAAUGAGGUGGUUCAGCCGGUCCAGCCUGUCCCUUACUUUAUGGAGGAUAAUAUCCGCUUCUCCCACGUAGCUGUGGACGUGGUGCAGGGCAAAGACAUGCUGUUCCACAUCAUCUACCUGGCCACAGAUUAUGGAACCAUCCGUAAGGUCCUGUCUCCUCUGAACCAGUCCAUGGGCAGCUGUCUAUUGGAUGAGAUUGAGUUGUUCCCGCCCAGGAGGAGACAACCAAUCAGAAGCCUCCUGAUCCUUCACAGCAGCAGUGAGCUGUACGUCGGGGUCAGGGACCAGGUCAUCAAGAUACCACUGAUGAGAUGCAACUUCCACAAGACCAGAGAGGCGUGUGUGGGGGCGAGGGACCCGUAUUGUGGCUGGGACCUGGUGUUGAGGAAGUGCACCACACUGGAGGAGAGCGUCAGCAUGAGCCAAUGGGAACAGAGCAUCACUAAGUGCCCUGUGCGUAAUGUGACGGUGGAUGGAGGGUUUGGGUCCUGGUCAGGCUGGGGGGCCUGUAGCAAUACUGAUGGGGGCAGUGCUGGGUCCUGUCUGUGUCGGACCAGGGCGUGUGAUAACCCCACACCCCAGUGUGGGGGUCAGUCCUGUCAUGGACUCAACGUGGAGGUGGCCAACUGCUCCAGGAAUGGAGCGUGGACCCCCUGGACUCUGUGGGCUCCCUGCAGUACCAGCUGUGGCAUUGGCUUCCAGGUCCGCCAGAGGUCCUGCAGCAACCCCACUCCACGCCACGGAGGACGAGUGUGUGUGGGGCAGAACCGAGAGGAGAGGUAUUGUAACGAGCACCUGCCCUGCCCGCCUCAUGUCUAUUGGUCGGCCUGGUCGGCAUGGGAACGCUGCACGGUGCCCUGCGGAGGCGGCAUCCAAUCACGUCGCAGGACCUGCGAGAACGGCAACGAGUGCCCUGGAUGUGCCCAGGAGUACCAGUCGUGUAACACCCUCCCUUGUCCAGACCUGAAGAAGACCACCCCUUGGACCCCCUGGACGCCGGUCAACAUCUCGGACAACGGCGGUCACUAUGAGCAGCGGUUCCGGUACACCUGUAAGGCCCGCGUCCCGGACCCUGCCCUGCUAGAGGUGGGCCGACAGAGGAUAGAGAUGAGGUACUGCUCCAGUGAUGGCUCCACUGGAUGCUCUACUGACGGAGAGCUGCUGCUGUCAGGUAAAAUCUCCGGCCACACUGUGAACGGAGGCUGGACAUCCUGGAGCUCCUGGUCUCAGUGCAGUAGGGACUGCAGCCGAGGGAUACGUAGCCGUAAACGGACCUGUACCUCCCCUGAACCACGCCAUGGAGGACAGACCUGCCUGGGACCUGCUCAGGAGUACCAGGAGUGUAAUGUCACACCCUGCCCAGAAGUCUCCAUUGCUCGUUCAAGUCAGGAGGAGAGAAGAUGCGGAGAUUUCAACCUGUUCCAUAUGAUUGCUGUAGGCCUGAGUAGUUCUAUCAUGGGUUGUUUGGUCACUUUACUAGUGUACACCUACUGCCAGCGCUACCAGCAGCAGUCUCACGAUGCUACGGUCAUCCACCCCAUCUCAGCAGCACCACUCAACACCUCCAUCACCAACCACAUCAACAAACUGGACAAAUAUGACUCGGUGGAGGCCAUUAAGGCUUUCAAUAAGAACAACCUGAUUCUGGAGGAAAGAAAUAAGUACUUCAACCCCCAGCUAGCUGGGAAGACAUACACCAACGCAUACUUCACGGACCUUAACACUUACGAUGACUAUUAACCCUUCGUUGGGCUACAGCACCAGGGAUACACACCCUUGUGCAGACAACAACCCCACUCCACUCGCUUUGACUAUUCCUAUUUUUUUCUGCCUUGUGGUUUCUAAUGUAAUUUGUGACAUUUUAUGUGGGACCCUCCUACUCUGGGACCCUUAGGCAGCUGCCAUUCAAUCAAAUUACAGUCAGACAGUGAUGUCAUCAAAGGGACAUGCCCACUUUACUUUCCUUCAGGUGCUCUGAUGAGGUUCACUGGGAAUGUUCAACUUCGGAAAAACAAAAAACAACAAGAUCCUGACUUGACUCUCACAAACAUGGAGACAACUGGAAUUUCGUUUUUUUCAUGGAAGGAAUGGGAAAAAGUUUAAAAAAAAUUAAAAUAUAUAUAUUCAAAAUAUAUAUAUAUAUAUAAACUUAAAGAGCUGUCUGAAUGGGAUGGAUCCCUCUUUGAUUUCCUGUGAAUUAUCUGAUUCCAGAACUGUGUCUGUUCUGGGGGAAGAAAACCAUCUAACUGCUUUGCAUGAAUUCAUCUGACGUGUUUUUUCUGUCGCUCUGUUCAGUUUUGCAUGGUUGGUCACAUUCCACUCCACUGGUCUGUAGUCCAAGAACUGCUCCGUCUAGGGAGAGGCUAUACGGACAUACCUGGUGCCCAAUUUGUUGACGUAUGUCGCACAGCUGAGAGUCGAGUGAAGACGAACGGAUUCAGUUCAGUCAGUUGUCCUGAUGAGUCCUUCCCAGUUAGCUAGUUUGCUUGUGGCUAGAAACUCCAGCAAAAAUGUAAAACUUGUCUGCCGAAGUUGGGAUUUGGGAAAGUGUUCAGAAUCAUUCUGUAAUGACGGUCCUCCUCCUCUUCAUCCGAAGAGGAGGAGCAGGGAUUGAACCAAGGUGCAGCGCGUUGAAAUGACAUGAUGAAUUUAUUUAACAAGACAAAACGAACUAUACUUGAAAAUGAUACAAAAUAACAAAACGAAAGUAGACAGACCUGAACUACGAACUUACAUACAACGUGAAGAACGAAAUGAACAGGAACAGACUACAUGAAAUGAACAAACCGUAUACAGUCCCGUAUGGUGCAAACAUAGACACAGACACAGGAGACAAACACCCACAAAACACCAGUGAAACCCUGGCUGCCUUUGUAUGACUCUCAAUUAGAGACAAACAAUACACACCUGUCUCUAAUUGAGAAUCAUACCAGGCCGAACACAAAACCCCACAUAGAAAUACAAACAUAGACAAACCCACCCAACUCACGCCCUGACCAACUAAAAUGAAUACAAAACAAAGGAAAACAGGUCAGGAACGUGACACAUUCGGUUUUUAUCAUAAUAAUAAAUAAAUAAUGGAGACGUAAUGCCGUAACUGUACAUUUCCGGUGCUUUAGGUGUCAUCCUGGCCUGAUAUUAGCUACACUAUCUAACUACUUCUCCUUACUGCGGCAAGCGGGAGCGAAGGACACUGCCCCGUGUUGUGUUGCCGGCUUGUAGCGCAAACUCUCCCUAUUGAGCAGUGGACUGUGACAUCCAGAUGGUUACUACCAAUAUUAGUAGGAUGCUAUCCUACUCAAAAUAAAAUCAAGUAGCAUGGUUAGGGUCAUUUGCACCGGCUUGUCAUUACGUUACCUAAUUGGCAUGUCAUUGGCAUGACAUCCAGAUGGUGACCAAUAGCCUACAACUACUUUCUCCCUCGCCCAUCGAAAUAAACAUAACUUUCUUUUACAAGUUGUAACUAGCGUCAUGCUGCUGUUGCUAGCUAGCCAGCAUAAACUAUAUAACGGGGAAGGGCUCAUCAGGAUGACUAACUGAACUGACUGAACCGAAAUCAUUCGUCUCCACUGGACUCUCAGCUGCACGAUAUACGUCAUCAAUUUGGGCACCAGAUGUGUCUGUAUAGCCACUCCCCUUCAUCUGCUGUGCUAGGGUCCUACUGCGUACCCCAAAUGGGGUGGCCUUAGUGAUGCCUGAUGAAUUUGACCCAACUACUAUGCUCAACGUUAGUUAGUCAAGUGCUUAGCGUACCCAGGGUAGCUGUCACUCAAUAGCUACCCAAUUUUAGACUUUUGUUAAACCGAUCUAGUGCUUUUAACCAUCUACCUGUGACAGCUAUCGAUCAGAAUGUAGAUAUUUUAGAGAUGUGACCAUAUAAAAAAUUAUCUUACAGGGCUGGCGUCAGUUUAGCAGUUAGCAAUGGUUGAGAUAUCAGUGUACAAUCUUUUUUGCUUUUUGUUGAUGUUAUUGUACAGUGAGCUCAUUUAGAAGCAUAUAUAUAUGUCUCUGUAGCUUUUAUAGCUCCAUUUGUCAGUGUUAAAAAUAAUAAUUUUCUUUGUUUUUACGAAGAAGUAAUGAGUUCAUGCAAGUAGAUUGGAUAAAUUUGAAAGUGAAGAAUGGUCAGGAAUAUGUAACUAGAUCAUGCUUAAGCUGUCAUCAUAGAGGAGAGCGGGGGCAAUUGUAACACUUUUUAUAUUUUACUCUAUUGCUCAGAGACAACCUGAGCUAGGCCAGUCAUUUUUAUAUAUCAGAAACUAACAUCUGUCUCCUAAUCAUUCAUACCAUUUAAAUGUCUGUACAUUAGACGGUCAGAUCCCAAUAUAAAUUUUAAUCAGAAUAGUCCUGUGUCACGGGCAAUUGUAACAGUGGCAGGGGUCAAAUGUAACACCUAAAAAAUAACCAAAAUAACAUGCUUAUAAAUUAUCAUAUUGUCAUAGACAUAUGAAAUGAUUUUCCAAGAAAUAUAUAUAUUUUAUGUAAGUAACCAUUUACAGUAACACCCUGUGCAUGGCCAUUCAGUUAAUCUCCAAACCUCUUGAAUAGUCUGAUAGUACCCAGAUUAUAUAUUUUUACAACUUCUAUGGCACUCCGUAGGAUCCAAUGUUAGUUAGUAUUUGUAUAAUUAUUUCAAAGGUUGAGUAAGUAAGAAUUUUCUCCACAAAUGUACCAACAUUUAUACCCACAUAUAUAUUAUGCCGUAUGUAAAUAGUUUAUGAUUAGUGAAUGCCAUAAUGUAGUUAUUUUGUUAGAUGCUUCUCCCUAUUAGCUGCAAUCUUUUUUUUCAAAGCCAUCUUAGCUAUCACCCUAGCUGUUCGGUCUGAAAAGAUUUACAAAUCAUGGGAAUUUGUCGCCCUAUGAUGUUGAUUCCUUCUGAGGCACGUGUUGAUAGGCAACCCCCUGCACCUGCCAUGGCAGGCCUGCUCCCUCCAUGCUUAAAGACAGUGUGAGAAACGUGCUAACCAGCAUUUGUGCAAUGAAACUAAAUAAAUACUGCACUCAAAACAAAUACACAACUUAUUUGCUAAAUACAAGAUAGUGUUGUUGGACAAAGCAAGGAAGGUGAACUUCAAAAUGUAAUACAGCUUCAUUGGAAUAUGCAGCUGUUGUUGGUAAGUAAUGAAUCCGCUACCUUAGACAUGACUUACUGUAUCCAAGUUAAAAUCACUUGUUUUCAGAAGUUGUCUUCUUGGCUCAGUGUAAUUUUAACAUUGCAUUGCAAUUACCCCCAACCCUAGCAGCCAUGACAAAACCUCAUGUGCCUAGCAAAAGACAACAAUAGUGACACAUGUCAAUCAUGUAAAUGGUUAGCCAACAUAUAGUAAUGCAAAUUAUGCUAGUUUGAAUUCUUUGACAUUAAUGCUCAGGACAGUAUAAGAAAAAUACAGCUGCUGGAAAAAAAUACUUUCACCCCUAAACAAACAUUUGCUAAUAAAGCGUGAAAAUAGUGAGAUAUUUGGCUUUUCAAGCAGGGAGUGAACCUAAAUGGACAUGUGCUGAGUGAUUUUUAAUCGUUCUAGCUGGUUUCUGUGUGGAGAAAUUCAAGGUGUUACAGUUGCCACUGUUCUCCCCUACUUUGUAUAGUUUUUAUAAUUUUGGAAUUCAUCAUUUUGAAACUGUUUGUUUACAAUUGUUGAUUUGGCUGUGUGGCUUAAUGAAUUUAUUCUGCCUGGGGUUAUAGUAACAGACAUGGAGAUAGUGCUUUACAAACAUCCUUCUCCAGAACCUGAAGUGGUACUUUUUAAGGUGUAAUAUCUCUGUUUUGUUUAAAGAUGAUGUACAUCCAUAACUGAGUGAAAUAUUCAGUAUGUUGGUUUCUUCAAUGUUUUCAAUUGUAACUAACUAUUUUUUUAAUAUGUUUGCUUGUUUUAUUGUCCAUAAAUUAAAAACCGCUUGGUACACUU